Molecule: messenger RNA, 960 nt
Organism: Phytomonas sp. EM1
Lineage: Eukaryota; Euglenozoa; Kinetoplastea; Trypanosomatida; Trypanosomatidae
Source: the annotation of a GenBank genome assembly
AUGACCGCACUAAUCGCCGGCCAGCGUUACAAUUGGAUGGGAUACAAUGGCACCGAGUCGAAGGAAGUGGAUGGUAUUUUUAUUCGCGGUGGCAAUGAUGCCGGUAUUGCCGACUAUUGGAGGCGGCGAAGCAUCAUCGAUGAUAUCAAAAGACGUUUACACCUCAUAAAAGGAGAUCUCGACCUCAUUCCCGAGGAGGAACUUCGUGCAGAGAGGGAGGCCGCCCGGAGGCGCCGUGCUGCGAGGGAGGCCGAGGAGCCGGCGAGGCAAGCCCAGGAUGAGGAGUGCGAGGAUAUGGAUUAUGACGCCUAUCAGGCGGAGGAAGAUGCCAGGCGGUCGUCCGAGAGUCAAUUUGAAGAGCGCACGCGAGAAAUCAUGCAGCGGACCGCCGGGAUCAGCGAGGCCGAGUGCAACGGGCUCCUGGAAAACAUGCCGCGCACCAAGGCGGAGGUGCAGCAGGCCGUGAGCUCCUUCAGCGCCCGCACGCGGGCUUUCCUAGUCAGGCAAGGGGCCUACUACGUCUCCUACCUUGAUGGCUCGUGGCAUACCUCGCUUGAGAAGCUUGAGCAGCACAAUUUUAAAUUCCAAAGCCUCACGGAGCGGGCGUUGGAAGGGACUGGUGUGGGGCUUCCCCUUGCGGAGGACUACAGCACCGCCGAGCUGCGCGAUGCGGCAGAACGCCUGGAGGUCGCGCAGCAGAAGCUGCAGGCGUACCUCUGCCAGGUUGAUCGCACCCACGUGAUGCGCCUACGUAAAGCGGACAAGGAUGAGCGGGGCAACCCCAUCGUGCUCAUCACCGAGGAGGAUGGGGAUGAGGAAGCGUUACGGCGGAAGGUGGAUGACGCCCUGGCCGAUAUGGUAUCGCUACGUGAGGCCUACAACAAGCGCAGCGCGGCCUGCGGGAAGAAAUUGGCUACUUUAACGAUCAGCAGCGAACAGCUGCAUGACUCGUCGGCAUAA